This is a messenger RNA of Archocentrus centrarchus (flier cichlid), 2643 nucleotides long. It is a transcript of the gene vax1, whose product is annotated as ventral anterior homeobox 1. Bases 413 to 1357 code for a protein of 314 amino acids. The transcript has 3 exons. Gene Ontology annotation, molecular function: RNA polymerase II cis-regulatory region sequence-specific DNA binding; DNA-binding transcription factor activity, RNA polymerase II-specific. Gene Ontology annotation, biological process: neuron differentiation; central nervous system development; regulation of transcription by RNA polymerase II. Gene Ontology annotation, cellular component: nucleus. The record is from RefSeq and is a predicted model, not a curated record. Lineage: Eukaryota; Metazoa; Chordata; Actinopteri; Cichliformes; Cichlidae.
GUGUAUUCAUGAGGUUACGCAAAUGUGGAGGCAGCAAAAUUACCGUAAUCAAUUGAAACAGCGAGUGCGCAUCCAUGGCUCUGAUUAUUUGGAGAUCAUCUAUCAGCCUGAUGUCUAUGUAACGAGGAAAGGGGGGCAUUGAAUUACUAUUGAGAUUCACUGAGAAGUCCAUGAUCAUUGGGCAAGGGAGUUUGGUCAGUGAUAAUAGGGCUCCUUGGUCUGGCGACGGAAGUAUUUCUCCAAACAUUAGAUAGCUGACUCUGCACUGCUGAAAGGUGCUGUUUUGAAACUAAAACCCCCAGUGUCCAGCCAAGCCGGUGAGCCACAGUCUCCAUAAUCUCCUUUUUUUGCCCCACCUGACAAAGGAAAAACAGAGGCGGAAAAGCCGCAGGUCUGAGAGGAUAAACUGAGCAUGGAGGUCAGGUACAACCAAGAGACUGAAGGGAUGGUGCUGAAGAAUGGACUAAAGGAGGGGAAAGAUGGCAAGGACUCGCAGGGCACCUUGUCCAAAAGCUUCCUCAAGGACCAGCAGGACUCCUUUCCCCCCUCCGGGACCGUGGACACUUGUGAGAAGAACAGGGAGAGCACAAGGGACCCGGACUACUGCCGGAGAAUACUUGUCCGAGAUGCUAAAGGCUCCAUCAGAGAAAUUAUUCUGCCGAAGGGUUUGGAUUUGGACCGGCCCAAGCGCACCCGCACCUCUUUCACCGCAGAGCAGCUAUACCGUUUAGAGAUGGAGUUUCAGAGGUGCCAAUAUGUGGUUGGAAGGGAACGAACGGAACUGGCCCGUCAGCUCAAUCUCUCUGAAACGCAGGUGAAGGUCUGGUUCCAGAACCGGCGCACUAAGCAGAAGAAGGAUCAGGGGAAGGAUUCUGAGCUGCGUUCAGUAGUUUCAGAAACGGCAGCCACCUGCAGUGUCCUCAGACUGCUGGAGCAGGGGCGGCUGUUGACGCCUCCCGGCCUGCCAGGCCUUCUGCCCCACUGCGGCAGUGGCACUCUGGGCUCUGCCCUGCGCCCUUCCUCUAUGGCCAUGGCCAGCAACGGCAGCAGUAGCAGCAGCAGCAGCGGAGGAAGCACCGGCACAGCCAGCGGCAGCCCUCCGCUACCUGCCGUCACCAGCUCAGGAACAGUGGCAGGCUUGCAGAGCUCACCGGCAACUCACAGCCUUUUCAGCUUCCCUAUGCCCUCAUUACUCAGUGGUGUUGCCACCCGCAUUUCCUCCAACCCCCUCUCCAUGGCGGGCUCCCUGGCUGGAAACCUGCAGGAACUUUCUGCACGCUACCUGAGCUCCUCUGCCUUUGAGCCUUACUCGCGGACCAAUGGCAAAGAAUCCAUGGACAAAAAAAUCCUGGAAUAAUGCUUUGUUUUUACAUAGAUGGAGUCCUGUUUCCUCGGGACACAUAUUGGCUGUUUUCCUUGGCUGUUAUUGUCUUUUUUUUUUUUUUGGUUUUGCUCUGUCUCUUUCAUCUGUCUGUGUCAUGUUCUGUAGCAGUUCAUGGAUUCCAGUUGCGCAUCUGGCGCCUUGUAUGAGGACGAAAACAAAGACCUACAUAAGCUCAUCUAACAAAGACAGGGUAGCAGUGGAGAGAUUUUGCACAAGAAGUUCAUUCAGGACUUUAUAAGAGAGAAUUAGAAAGAUAUACACUGAGAGUACUGACAGAUGCUUCAGGCUUUCUGUUAAUAAACAAAUAUUUAGUCCAAUCUAUUAAUCCAAAACAACUAUAUACAAAGGCGCCUCGAGAAUACAGCUGCUACACACCACAAACACUCUGCUACUUCAGAAGAAGUGGUGCAUAUAGCAUAAAACAGGAAGCCUAGGAUUGGUGACAAGAAUUAUAAAGUGAUAGUACUUUUCUGAGCUGUAUUUUAUACUUUGUUUGUGAUGGGUAGAUGCAUGUCACAGACGUGAGUAGAUCUAGAAAAAGGAGUUGAGACGUCAAACACCUGAGCAGCAGUUUGCGAGAUCCAAACAGAAAAUCAGCGCUUUUAAAAUUUAAAGUGCAGCGUUACCAAGGCCAAUUUCUCAAAACAGACUUGGGGGAGGGGGAAGUGCUUGUGUUUGAAGGUCACUGCAAGGCCAGAGUCAGCGUGAAACCCAGUGCAUCGGAUGUGUGAUUGCAAUUUGCAUAUGCAGAUGUUUGAUAAACACAAAAAAUUUUCCUUUGUAAAUCUGUUUGUAUGAUGUUUGGACCAAACCAAAACAGAACAGAGAGGUGUUGUCAUACAGUAUGAGAGCUGAAAUGUUCAGUGUUUUUUUUGUUUGUUUGUUUUUUUAAAAUAUAUAUACAUUUUGGUGAAGACUUUAACAUUUACAACAAAAGUCUUCACGUUGUGGCAUUUUUGUCUUGAAGAUGCAGUACCUGACAUUUUAUUUAAUUUUUUUGUUUGUAAUACCACUGCGAGUUCUCUGAGUUCUGGUGUAUAGUUUCUAUUCUGUGCAGGAGCUAAGCACAGGCGUGAGUUGCUGAAAGGGAGAAAAGGCUUUUCAGCAUAAGUAAGACGUUUGUUUUGUUGAAUGCUGCAAGGUAACAGCUUUUUCAAUCGUUAAGACAACCUUUCCUGUGCGAAAUUUCCAAAAUCCACAGCCUUCAGAAAAGAUUAAGGCAGAUGAUGCUUGUGGAGCCUGAAUGAAAUUAUUGUAGU